Messenger RNA from Cornus florida, 1655 nucleotides. RefSeq names its product probable N-acetylglucosaminyl-phosphatidylinositol de-N-acetylase. The record is from RefSeq and is a predicted model, not a curated record. Gene Ontology annotation, molecular function: N-acetylglucosaminylphosphatidylinositol deacetylase activity. Gene Ontology annotation, cellular component: endoplasmic reticulum. The transcript is spliced from 11 exons. The coding region runs from base 314 to 1090 and encodes 258 amino acids. Lineage: Eukaryota; Viridiplantae; Streptophyta; Magnoliopsida; Cornales; Cornaceae. Gene Ontology annotation, biological process: GPI anchor biosynthetic process.
UUGUCGCUUAUUUGUUCUUCAAUUACCUAGAGAUCAAACUCAGAACAAGUUGCGGGGAUAGCUCAGUUGGGAGAGCGUCAGACUGAAGUAAUUCCUCAGAAAUCUGAAGGUCACGUGUUCGAUCCACGUUCACCGCAUUAAUCUUGUUUUUUUUUUUUUUUUUUCUUUAUUUUUGGGUCCUUAAUCCAUUUUAGAGCCCAAUCCCAAACAAAUAAGCGACAAAAUCAUGAAUUGAAGACCAUCUCUCCGGGCUGCCGACCACCUCCGGCGACUAAACAGGCUUACGGCGAGCUACUUUAGGGGAGCAUGCUAGAUGGAGUGGCUUGUGGUCAUUGUUUCAAUGAUUGUACUAUGGGUUGCUUCUCUAUGCAAAAUUCUCCAUGCAUGCUCACCGUCCAAGGCUAUAUUCCUAAAUGAUGGUGAUUCUCUUUAUAAGAAAAAUGUCUUGCUGGUUGUUUCCCAUCCCGAUGAUGAGUCCAGGUUCUUUACUCCAACAAUUAAUUAUCUGAUUUCAAGGGGGCAUAAUCUUCACAUAUUGUGCAUGUCAACUGGUAAUGCAGAUGGCAUGGGAAUUAUUAGGAAAGAAGAGCUCUAUCAGGCUUCUGCAAUUCUCAAGGUUCCACUCCAACAAGUGAGGAUCCUGGACCAUCCAGAUUUGCAGGAUGGUUUUGGCAGAGUGUGGGAUUGUAAUUUUCUUGCAAAGAUUAUUGAGAAGGAAACUUUCACUCAUGUCAUUGAUGUGAUAAUCACUUUUGAUAACUAUGGUGUCUCGGGUCAUUGUAAUCACCAGGAUGUCAAUCGUGGAGUAAGCAAGCUAUUACAUGAUACACCGCAAAGAAAUAUUGAAGCCUGGGAACUUGUCAGCACUAACAUAUUACGGAAGUAUACUGGACCUGUUGACAUCUGGUUUUCCUUCGUGUAUGCCACCACGUAUUAUCCAAGUGGGCAGAUGCGUUGUUUGGUAAACGAACAUCCCCAAAAAAGCUAUGCUGCAAUGGCACAACACACGAGCCAAUGGGUUUGGUUUCGUAAGUUUUUUGUAUCGUUUUCCAGUUAUACUUAUGUCAACACACUGAGGAAGAUAAACUAGUAGGCGUAUGUCUGAUUUUUGGACAAAGCUGAAGCAAUUGCAACUUUAUGCAGCAUGUCCUGGCCAAUAUUUCUGGUUAGAAUUUGUUAUCUUCUCCAUGGAUACCACCGUAGCAGUUCAAUUUACUUGAUCUACUUGCAUAUAUUUGAUAAUUUUUUUGACUGAGGAGAACUGACACCGGAAUUGAUCAGCUUAUCGGUAAGGUCCUGAUAAACUUGCAAGCACCACCAGCCCUUGGCUCCUCAGGUGUUAUCACACUCACCUCCAGUAGCUUUCGCAGAAGUUGUAAUGUAGUCCCCUGUGCCACAGAUGAAUGAUAUAUGUUGCUAGUAGAAAUAUUGAAUAAAAAAGAAAGAAAAAAGAUCAGAUAAACUAGCAAGUUAAUAAUUUACAUUGAAGUUGAAGUUGUGAUGUAAACAGUUUCAAACAUUAGAUUGUUGUUUCCUUGACCUUUUUUAAAAGGAUCAAAGCAUUAAAGAUUUAAGUUGAAGUUGAAGUUGUGAUGUAAACAGUUUCAAACAUUAGUAUUAAAUAAUUAAUGCUGGUUUUUAUUUAUUUCUUUAUU